This is a messenger RNA of Eptesicus fuscus (big brown bat), 2453 nucleotides long. RefSeq names its product PHD finger protein 13 (gene PHF13). The record is from RefSeq and is a predicted model, not a curated record. Gene Ontology annotation, biological process: mitotic chromosome condensation. The coding region runs from base 319 to 1221 and encodes 300 amino acids. Gene Ontology annotation, molecular function: chromatin binding. The transcript is spliced from 4 exons. NCBI's taxonomy places the organism in Eukaryota, Metazoa, Chordata, Mammalia, Chiroptera, Vespertilionidae.
GUCAGGUCGGGGAGCCGGUCGGGUUCCCGCUCGCCGCCGCCGCCGCCGCCCCCCGCAGCGACUCUCCCGCCUCUCCUGCCGCGCCGGCCGCGGGAGCUGCAUCGCGAACUCUGCUCGGCCGUGGAGCCGCGGGUCCGGGAACACAGAGUCCGGGACGCGACACGCCGAGCCCCCCCAUCACCUCUAGCCGGGGCGACCCCUCCCCGGUCCGCCCUGGUCCUACGCCGCCGCCGGCGCCCCCAGCCCCGAGCGGCCGCACGGUCCGGAGCCCGCAUUCCGGCCCCGGAACUCCCGCAGCCGCCGCCCCCCACCCUGAACAUGGACUCCGACUCCUGCGCCGCCGCCUUCCACCCAGAGGAGUACUCCCCCGGUUACAAGAGGAGAAGGACCGUGGAGGAUUUCAACAAAUUCUGCACCUUUGUCCUGGCCUAUGCCGGCUACAUCCCUUAUCCCAAGGAGGAGCUCCCUCUGAGGAGCAGCCCCAGCCCCGCCAACAGCACCGCGGGCACUGUGGACAGCGACGGCUGGGACGCUGGCUUCACCGACAUCUCGUCCGGGGUGCCCCUGCCGGUCUCCGAUCGCUGCUUCGGCCACCUGCAGCCCGGCCUCCUGCAGCGCGCCAAGCCCAGCAACUUCCUGCUGGACAGGAAGAAGACGGACAAGCUGAAGAAGAAGAAGAAGAGGAGGCGCAGGGACAGCGAGGUGCCCGGGAAGGAGGGGUACAUGGGCAGCUUGCUGAAGCUGGAAGCCGCCGACCCGUACGUGGAGACCCCCACGAGUCCCACCCUGCAGGACCUGCCCCCGGCCCCCGGCGACCCCUGCUCGGGCUGGGACUCCGACACUCCGUCCAGCGGCUCCUGUGCCGCCGUGUCACCGGACCAGGUCACAGAGAUAAAGACUGAAGGCAAGCGGACCAUCGUCCGGCAGGGGAAGCAGGUGGUGUUCCGCGAUGAGGACAGCACUGGCAACGACGAGGACAUCAUGGUGGACUCAGACGACGACUCGUGGGACCUCGUCACCUGCUUCUGCAUGAAGCCCUUUGCCGGCCGCCCGAUGAUAGAGUGUAACGAGUGCCACACCUGGAUCCACCUGUCCUGUGCCAAAAUCCGCAAGUCCAACGUGCCGGAAGUGUUUGUCUGCCAAAAGUGCCGGGACUCCAAGUUCGACAUCCGCCGCUCCAGCCGCUCCCGGAUGGGCUCCAGGAAGCUGUUUCUGGACUGACGGCCGGCGAGUGGGGAGACGGCGAGGCAUCGGAAGGGACGGGACGGUGGGCUUCUUGGCCCCUUUCGUAGUUGAGCACAGAACUCUCAGCUCUGAUGCAGGCAGACCCUGCCAUUCAGGUGCCUACGCAGAAGGACAGGCCGUCCACGGUGUAGACUGUACAUAGCCGGUGACUGGCGCCAGUCCUGAGGCCAAAGCUGCCGCUGAGCUGCUCUCUGCAGGGGGUGGGUCAGCUGACAGUGCGGGUCGUGGUCCUGGUGAAUCCCUGCUCUCCUUAACCCCCUCCCGCCGAUUGGAACAAGUGCUGUUACUCCUGCGUCCCCGGUGGGGACGGGGGGUUCCCCGGCCUGCUAACGAACAGCCAUACGUGCAAACGUGUUCCUGAGUGUGUCUUCUACCAUAAGUGUCUGUACAGCAGCCGUCAGAGCUGCCCUCCCUUAGUGGUCCGCCCUCCCGGCCCGCUGUCCCCGGGGCUGCCUGCUGGACUCCUCGGCCUCACCCUGAGAGGAGCCAGGGGUGGGGGGCGAGUCAGUGGUCCCUAGUUUUCCUUCUGUUUGUUGAAAGGGGUCGUGUGUGGCCACUUCUCUGUGGAAAGAGGGCUGGUUGGGAGAUUGAAGUGGCCCGUGUUCAUAACCGUUCCCGUUUUGCACGAUGUAAAAACUGUCUUUUUGCACGCUAUAGCCAAAAGUAUUGGCAGAUUUUUGCCUGGGUGCCCUUUCUCUCCAGUUGGUGUAUGGGGGCCUGUGGGUGCCCAGGCAAGGUGUUUUUGAGGGGGGGGGCACUUUGGUUCCUGCGUCUCUCCUCCCCUCACAUGAUUCCAGUAGCAGCGUAAAGGUUAGGCGGUCACGGGGGAGUGGGGGAUGGGUAGAGGAAAACUCGGAGGAGGGCCUCUCCCACGGGUGAUUCUUAGUGUCCCCUGACAGGUUGGCCUGCUGGUCCCACAGGCCAAGGUUAGGACUUGAAGCCUUUUUGGUUUGAGUUGGUGAGUGAGACAUGUUACCAUUGGCCUCCAGGUACAUACCAGUGAGCGGUGCGGAGGUCCUCGGAUCUGGACUUGGGGACACCCCUGUGGGCCCGGCUCCGGAGGAAACCUGCAGGGCUCUGCUCCGGGUCUCUACCCUGGGCACUGGCGGUCCUAGGGUCCCACGGGAGGAGGGCUUCAGCGCUGUCCCAAAUGGACGUGGCGCUCAGCAGUUCAAAUACUGGUUCUUGAAAAUUGGUGUUUUUGUUUU